AUGUUCCACAAUAGCACAGGUACAGGUCUGGGGGGUCAGCACACCCCCACCAGUAACACUGGGCCGCCCCAUGACAACAUGUUCCACAAUAGCACAGGUAUACAUGUCUGGGGGAGUCAGCACACCCCCACGAGUAACACUGGGCCGCCCCAUGACAACACGUUUCGCAAUAGCACAGGGAAGUACAUGUACGUUGAGGCCAGUGGCGGUACCGCAGGUGACACGGCUCGGCUCAUCAGCGCACCGCUAAACAUGGAGAACAACAUUUGUCUGAACUUUAACUACCACAUGUACGGCACACAAGUCGGCAUCCUCAACGUGUACACGAAACAGCGCGGGAACAACAACACCCUUGGAGAGGCCAUUUUCAGCAGGUCAGACUUCCAGGGGGACCACUGGAAGUUCAGCGAGUUGGCACUGCCAAAACGGGAAGGAUUCUUACAGAUUGUUUUCGAGACUGUUCGUGGCAGCGGUGCUUACGGCGACAUUGCCAUCGAUGAUGUCGGAAUAAUAACGGAUGCCUGCGUACGUCUUUCCGGCGGGAAUACCUCUGCCGAAGGAAGGGUGGAAGUGCUUCACUACGGGGAGUGGGGAACGGUCUGUAACGACCGGUGGGGAGACGAGGAUGCGCAGGUGGUGUGCCGUCAGCUGGGCUACCGUUACGCCCGGCCUGUCUCCUCCCAGCGUUCCUUCGGGCGGGGCGGCGGGCACAUCUGGAUGGACCAGCUGGCCUGUACCGGGAACGAGUCCAGACUGGCCGACUGUCCGCACAACGGCUGGGCGGAUCACGACUGUGCGCACGACGAGGACGCCAGUGUUUCCUGUUAUGAUUAUACAGGUUGUGAUGAGUACCGUGCCUCAGGACGGACAGCAAGUGGCGUGUACACCAUGUUUUUCUACCCUGACCGGAUCGGAGUCUAUUGCGACAUGGACACUGCAGAAGGCGGUUGGACUGUGAUCCAGCGGCGGCAGGACGGGUCGGUUCCCUUUAACCGGAACUGGGAGGAGUACAAACUGGGCUUUGGGGACAAAAAGGGGGAAUUUUGGCUUGGAAACGAGAUGAUCCACUUCCUGACAAACUUUAAAAAACACCAGUUAAGAAUAGACAUGGAGGAUUGGGGAGGGAACAAACGUUUCGCCAUGUAUAGCACUUUCAGGGUGUCCGGUGAGUCGGACGGUUACCGCCUGCAUCUUUCUGGCUAUUCUGGUGACGCGGGAGACUCCAUGACUGGCCCGAACUCCAACAACGGGUACAGGUUCUCCACUGUGGACAGGGACAAUGAUAUUCACCCCAGCUUGCAUUGCUCUCAGAAGCGUGGACAGGGCGGCUGGUGGUAUGUAAGGUGUGGCAACUCCUACCUCAACGGCCGCUACCUGGUCAACUGUGGAAACUCCUGUCCAGGUGAGCAAGGUGUAAUGUGGUACAAAUGGAGAGGCUGGACUUACUCCCUGAAGUCUGUGUCUAUGAAAAUAAGGCCAUAUUAUUAAUCAGAGCAUCUUAGAACAUAUUUUUGGGGAAUAUUGCCACAGUCAUGUCUAUCAAUACUAACAUUUUUUAUGAGCAGCGUUAACACCUUGAAGGAAAAGAUUAUAAUAAUGUGAUACAUACCCAUGGAUUUAACGUCCAGAAAAGAGUUUAAGCACAUUAAUGUUCCGAUUCACUAUCAUUUUGUUGUGACAAAUUGGACAAAUUGCAUUGUUUGGAUAUUUCAUGUUAUCAUUAAAAAAAGGAGGAACGUGCUGAUAUCUGCAUAGGGGAAAGAUUAAGAUACUUAUCGUUAAUGUAGCGGAGUCAAUUAUUUCGCGUGCUUUAUAGUAAAACCUGACAUGGAUCAUUUUCAUAAUUAGGUUUCAUUUCCAGCACUAUGUUCUGAUGCUUGUUAUCUUGAAACUAUCAUUGAGUGUAAGAGAAUGUCCAGCCUUAUAUGUAUUUCAGUACUCUUAUAAGUGAGUAGUUUUACUUUGAGUAAGUCUUUUAGACACUGAAAUAGCCUUCUUGCUAACAUUCUCUUACUUGGUCAGGAAGUAAGCAGAAGAUAGUGAGGUUAUCAUUUAGUUGAUACAUAUAUUGGACAUCAUAGUAGCGGAAUCUUCUUGUUGUACUCUGUUUCUUUCUAUAAUCCUAUAGUUAUCACUAAACAUCAGGGUUUCUACAUGUAUCAAAGGUUUCAAAUGAUAAUGUGAAAGAUGAAAUUCUUUAUCGAUCGUAGAAAGUAUGGAAUAUUUACAUUUAAAUUCAAGUACUUAAAUAGUUUGGUGGUGAUAGUUUCCCACUGUAUUUGGCCGAUUAGAAAACUUAAUGUAUUUUUUUUUAGAAAAUGAAUAGUAUCUGUAAGAGUUUAAUUCGUCGACAAAGUUUUACCAUUAGAUUUAAAAAAUGUAUAGUUUCAUAUUACUUUCUUAUCCUCUGCUAAUAUAUAAUGUGCCUUUAAGUGAAGGUGAGAAUUAUUUUCUAAUAGGAUAUAUGUCUCAUAUAGUAAGAUUCUUUCGGCACAACCAAGGAGUACUUACUUCCAACGUUGCCUAAAGAACCUUACUAUAUGAAUAAUUGAUUAAGGCCACCUGAUUAAGGUAUUUACAGAUGAUAUGUGUCUGUUUGAAAUUGUUUUGUUAAGUAUAGUUUUACUGUUCAAAUAUACUGUGAGAUUGAACCUCACUGUACAUUUUCAAAUGGUGCUUUUGGUGUAUACUGCUAUUACAUUUGUACUUAACUAUACGGUACAUGACUAGAUCUUCAUUUGUAUGCAAUUUUCUGUUUUGUUUGCCAAGUGGAAUUUGUAUUUUGUGUAGUAUGUUCUGUUCGUAUGUUAGGGCCCAAUAUACAAUAAUGAAUGGUAUAUUUUU
This is a messenger RNA of Branchiostoma floridae (Florida lancelet), 2844 nucleotides long. RefSeq names its product scavenger receptor cysteine-rich domain superfamily protein-like. Bases 1 to 1488 code for a protein of 495 amino acids. Lineage: Eukaryota; Metazoa; Chordata; Leptocardii; Amphioxiformes; Branchiostomatidae. The record is from RefSeq and is a predicted model, not a curated record. Gene Ontology annotation, cellular component: membrane. The transcript has 7 exons.